Salpingoeca rosetta is the source of this 1563-nucleotide messenger RNA. RefSeq lists its product as uncharacterized. Bases 1 to 1563 code for a protein of 520 amino acids. Gene Ontology annotation, biological process: mRNA 5'-splice site recognition. Gene Ontology annotation, molecular function: RNA binding. The record is from RefSeq and is a predicted model, not a curated record. Lineage: Eukaryota; Choanoflagellata; Craspedida; Salpingoecidae. The transcript has 6 exons.
AUGAGCGACGAGAAAGGCGACGCUGCCACUGCUCCCGCUGUUGUGGCGGAACGUGACGGCGAACCACAGCAACCGCAGCCGCAACAGGAGCAGGAACAUGGAGGAGAGACGCGGGAGUCCACGGCCACGGACGCAAAGGAUGAAGGGGAGAAGCCAGAGAAUGGAGGAGGUGGCAAGGAAGAGAAAGAGGAGGAGCCCAAGAAGAACGGCGAGGAGGAGAUUCCAGAGGGCGUCAUCCCGGACCUGGAGGCUUUGUACAGCGAGGAAGACGCUGCCCGUGAAUUCUUCCUCACCAAGCAGGAUCUGAAGAAGUUCAGGGUUCGUUACCGAUCCUUUCGCAACUUCUCGGGCCCGUUCCCCAUCCGCAAGUAUGUGGGCGAGGACCUGCUUGAGCCCGCGUAUGAGGUGCAGGGCGGCAAGGACAAGUUCAUCGCCCGCCGGAAAAAACUGGCGCGCGUGUGGCGACCAGACCUGUCGAACCCGCCCAAGAUCCGCUACUUUGUGCUGCGCGGCACGCGCGAGGCCCUCACUGCCAGCCGCGCCACCGGACAGUGGACAACCACACAGGCACAACUCGAACCUGUGCUCGCGCGCGCUUUCAAGGACAGCGAACGUGUCGAGUUUGUCUUUAGUCCUGUUGACACGCAAUACUUUAUGUGUGCGGGUCUGAUGACGACACCACCGACGAUUGCAGAGACGCCGUUCCCGCAGAAGGCCGUCUCCUUUGGCGUUUUCUGGCACCCGGACACCCGCCUCAGAUUCACCACCAUCAAGGCAACGCUGUUUGAGGACCAGGUGGACCUGUUUGCCGAGAACGGGCGCGAGCUUCCACCCGAGCUCGGUGCGCUCGCUGUCGCAUCCAUCUCCAAAUGUGUUGCCCGCGAUGAGGAGUGGGAGCGGAGACAGAAGGAGCGCAAGCAGCAGUUGGAAGAGCGGCGACACCACCACCACCGUGGCAGCCGUUCCCGUCGCAGCCACCACCACCACCGCCGCCGCUAUGAUGACGAUCACGACGACUUUGACGAUGAUGCUGAUGAUCGCCGUCGCAGCCGUCACCGGCACCACCGCAGCCGGCGGAGCAUCACCCCAUCCCACCACCACCACCGCCGCGAAGACGAAGAUGAUGCUGAUCGUGACCGUCGUCGUCAUCGUCGUCGCAGUCGUAGUGCGUCACGUGCCGGCGGCAGUGAUGCGGACGAACGGCCCGCAAGCGACGAUGCGCGGGAACACCGGGAGGACCGGGAGGAUAGGAGCUAUCCUUCGGACGAGGAGGCCAGCGAGCGCCGGCACCGGCGCCGCCACAAGAAGAAGCACAAGAAGAAGCACAAGAAACGACGACACCGCGACCACGACGACAGCGAUGGUGGGCGCAAUGCCGGCAACGACGACGACAGGGACAGGCGUCAUCGAGACAGUGGUGGUGGUGGUGAUGAUGGUGGUGAUGAUGGUGGUGGUGAUGGUCGCCGGAGUGACGACGAGCGGAGUAGGCCAGAACAACGUGGCAGUGGUGAUGGUGAUGGUGACGAGAGGCAGAUGGAUGUUGCCACUGACACCGCCGUGUGA